GUCCGCCUUCCUACAGCAAUGUCCAGCAUGCCCGACAAACGCAAACCGUCUAUUUCAGCAUCUGGUGCUUCGCCUUAUGCGAAACGAUCUCGCGCCUCGUACGCCGACGAGGAAGAUGAAGAGGAGACGCCGCGGACGGUAACGCCUUACGAGCGCCCUCGCAACCAUCCCGUCUAUGGACAGAAAAGCGCCUUUCCCGGCCUCGACACCGCCGGCGAUGACGAGCUGUUCUACGGACCGGCGGAAGAUGGAUUGGAAUAUCUGCGAAUGGUCCGAUCCGAAGCCAAUUCCCUCCCCUUCCUUUUCAAUGCGCCACCAGCCACGACCUCGAUCGCAACAGAGACUACGAACCCUGAUGUCAGCACAGACAUGAUAAACCCAACAGAACAGCCACAUCCUCAAGCUACCGCUGCUACUACUGCCGUAACCGCUACCACAACAACCACCACCACCAUCACCACCUCUCCCCCCACUCUCCGCGAGGGAAUCUACCAAGACGGCGUCUAUUUUGUCCCCACCACCAACGACAGCAAACCCCCCACCGGCCCUUCAAUGACCACACCACCAUCAUCCCACCACCAACAACCCUCCGACCUGGAAAUCCUCCCCGCCCAAUCAACAUAUUACACCCUCCUGCACCACCGCUUCCUCCUCCUCCGCUCCAUCCUGAAAUGCACCCCGCCGCCCGACGCCAUCGCCGCGCUGGACCACGACCACCCGAUCUCGCUCCCGCGGCACUCCCGGAAUGCGCGCCGCGAGUGGCGCCGGUUGCUGCUGGCGGUGGACCCGCAGACGGUGCAGCUGGCGUGCAUGGACAUGGAGAGCGUGCUCGGCGUGCUGGGGAUUAUGGCUCGGGUGAUGUCGGAGAAUGUGCGCAGCGGGGACGAGGCCAAGGUCCGGCGGAUCGCGGCGUGGGCGUGGGGCUUGCUGGCGCGGUGUCGGGAGGUGGGCCAGUUGGGGACGGAGGAGGUGGGCGAGAUUCGGGAUUUGGGGAAGAGGGCGGUUAGGGUUUUGGGGAGGAUGAGGGAGGUGGAGGGGGGGGAUGGGAGGAAGGGGGGUGGUGAGGAGGAGGAGGAUGGAGAGGGGGAGGGGGAAGGAGAGGGAGAGGGAGAGGGUUCUGGUACAGGCAAUGGGGUCGAGGGUGAUCUGGAGAUGCGGGAUGCAGAUGUAGACGUAGAUGCCAAUGCGGAUGCGGAUGCUGACGCUGACGCAAGUGCGCCGCAAGCUGACCUGGGUGAAUUAGAAGCUGCCAAGGCACGGUUACAGGCGAGUCUUGGAGCCGAUGGCGCCGCUGAUGUUGAGGUACCGAACGCCGAUGCAGACGGCAACAGCGCUGCGUCGGAGGUGGCACUGCAAAUUCGCGCGAUGUUGGAUAUGGUCAUUACGGUGGUUGGAGAGUACUACGGCCAGCGGGACUUGUUGCAGGCGCGCGAGUUCUGGAGGGCAGCGACGGAGUGAAGGUGAUCUAAGAUGCAUUUAUUGUAGAGAUACCCUGUUGCAAAUUGGUAUUUCAUUUAUGGUUG
Molecule: messenger RNA, 1523 nt
Organism: Aspergillus brunneoviolaceus CBS 621.78
Lineage: Eukaryota; Fungi; Ascomycota; Eurotiomycetes; Eurotiales; Aspergillaceae
Product: SIP1 domain-containing protein
Exons: 2
Coding region: 19-1458 (479 amino acids)
Biological process (GO): spliceosomal snRNP assembly
Cellular component (GO): nucleus; SMN complex
Source: RefSeq, a predicted model, not a curated record